GCUAUACUAGCAACAAACAUGUUGAACAUGUGAAACCCAUCCAUCCAUCUCCUUCCUGUAUGAACCAGAAUGAACCAAACAGACAAACAGACAGACAGACAGACAGACAGACAAACAAACAAAUAAACAGAUUUGUUCUCUUUCCAGUAGAUGGAUGGAUAGAUGGUGGGUGCCAAGACAAGACAAGACAAGACAAGACAAGACAAGACAAGACAAGCAACCAACCAAGCAUCAAUCAAUCAAUCAAUCAAUCAUUACUCAUUCCUCAUGAAUCAUCUUCCACACACCCCGUCGCAUCCACAGAGACAUAAAUCAGAAACAGGAUCAGGAAUAAGCCGCCCCAAUAGACUUUUUUGGAGAAGCCAGCUGGUAAGAAAAAGGGUUGAUAAAUA
Messenger RNA from Aspergillus heteromorphus CBS 117.55, 392 nucleotides. RefSeq lists its product as uncharacterized. The record is from RefSeq and is a predicted model, not a curated record. Bases 60 to 311 code for a protein of 83 amino acids. The transcript has a single exon. Lineage: Eukaryota; Fungi; Ascomycota; Eurotiomycetes; Eurotiales; Aspergillaceae.